AUGCCUAUGCCUUCUUUCUUCGGUAGUGGUAAAGGGCACUCCCAAAACCGCCUUUCUUCAUUAUCCCCUGCGCAAAACUCUUCAGCCCCCCCCGGCCGCCCAACUAUAUCUGCCCCUCUCUCCAGUCAGUCGGUCUUGGACAGUUAUUCUGGCAAACAUCCUAGUACGACCGUUCAACUUGUACCCAUUGACAAAGGUGCGGCUGAACUGAGUAAUAACAACAACAACCACUACCACCACAGCGACAACAACCCCUCACCCCCCUCCACCUCCUCUUCUCACACCACUUCAACAAGAAAGCUUCUCCACCGAGAACGAAACCCUGGCCCCCCCUCUCCUCAGCCAGAAAGUACAGCAUCAAGUAUCUCUAGACGUAUCUCGUUACGCCAUCACAAGCCUGCGCCUAUUCAGCAUUAUCAGCAGCAGCAGCACUCCGAUAACGGUAGCUUAGACCCUUAUCUUCAACACUCGCCAAUACGAGUCUCUCACUCGGCCGGAGGUUCAAGCAGACCUCAGUCUAUGCUCCCGUCUCCACUCGAGACUGACACAGACACACAGCACUCAUUUGAGUCUGACCAUUUGGCCCAACAGCAACAGCAUUAUAACCACCAGCAACAGCAACAGCAGCAACAGCAGCAACAACAGCAACAGCAGCAACAACAGCAACAGCAGCAACAACAGCAACAACAGUACCAAGAGGGGUAUCAGCAAAACCACCAAGGCACUGUUGAGCACCAACAGCAGCAGCAACACCAGCAACAACACCAGCAACAGCAGCAUCAACAGCAGCAACAUCAGCACCAUCAUCAGCAGCCGCCUCCACAACAGCAAGGGUACUACGAACAACCACACCCGCCGCAAUAUCAGCAAGACUAUCAACAAACAAACUCCCAACAGCAGGACCAAAGAGGUGCCCUGAUGACUCCAGUUCAACAAAAUAAUGCGCCGCGUCGGUCAACGGAUGCUCCCCAUCAGACAGGCCCUCCUUCCCGCGAGGUAUCUGGUUUAGGACAGCAGGGUUAUUCUGGACAAGGAGCACAUCAAAACAACAGAGGGACUGAGCAACAAUCCUACCAGAAUCAAGGUGGGGCUUCCGGAGCCGGUAAUAAUGGUCAAUCACAACUGCCCUAUGACCCAGCAAAGUUCGAGGGACAACAAGGAAGAAUGACACCAGAGAAAUCUGGGGCUGAUGCCCGAUCCGAUGCUCGAGCAGCACAAGCUCCAGAAGCUAUAAAUGUUCCGCAAUUAGUCCAGGAACAUGAAACUUUGCAGGGCAAGUACCGCAAGGUUAAAAACCUUUACUUUGAGAGCAAGUCCGAGAUCGAGCGUCUCCAAAAUACCCUCGCCCACCAGCGUCUUUCUCAAUCACGUACUUCACUGGAUGACAACGAGUAUGUCUCACGUUUUGAACGCCUCGAUGGCGCCAUCAAAAACGUUGCGUUUGAGAUUCGUCAGUCCUGGAAGACGAUUCCAGGAUGGCUCGUAGGUGUCAUAAAUACUGGUGCUGAGCUGAAGGGCGGUCGCGAAAUGACUGUUGUCGGACGAGCUAGUAUCUCCAGAUGGGUUGUUGAUGAAAUUCUCGAACAGUUCUUUCAUCCUGCUCUGGAUAUCAAUUUGAGUACUCAAUUGAAAAUUAUCGAGCAAGGCAUCAGGAAAAACACACCACUGCCACAAUCCAGUGAGGAAGACGAUGCGUUAAGUACACGCGUGUGCAAUUGGAGACUCACUACUCUGGAUGCGCUUCAAGGUGUUAUCAAUGGCAAACAAGCUGCGGAUGUCAAAACUCGUUUGGCCGAGUAUUUGGUUAAGAAAUUAGUCGAAAGUUUACAACAGCACCUUCAUGAGCCGGCGCCGAUGGGCUUGCUUGGGGGCGUGCAGAUGAUUGUAGAUAUUGCUAUAGGCCUUGCAGCAAAUCUUCCCCUUGAGUCUAGAGAAGUAAAGGUCUGGUACCCUCAUCCGGGAGAAAGGUUCGAUACAAAGUUCAUGAAGCCCGAGACGGGUAUUCCACCCUUGGCCGCACCAACAGCCCAAAAACCUACCGGUGACGGCGAAGGUAAAGAAGAUGCGCCGGCGGAUGGAGAAACUCAGGUACCACCGCUCCUGCCGGCCAAGGACGAUCCGAAACCCAUGCCAUCAUCAAGGGCCGGAAUCGGGGGUCUUCCACCACAAACACCGCCCCAACAGAACCCCAAAGAACCUCCCGGGAAGAAGGUCGGUGGUUUCUCUCGAGUGAAAAAGGCACUCCAGGGAGGAGGGAUUACUUCCCCACCGCCAUCAAGUCCAAAUAUGCCCCCCCAGGUACAGCAAAAUGGGCCGGGAGCUGCUGGAAGCCAAGUUUCACUUGCACAGACACCUAGCGCACCAGAGGCCCCGAAGAACGAGAAGGUUAGAGUUGCUGGAUUCAUGGCGGUAGAAGUUAGAGGAAGGAGUAUUCUCGUCAAGGCACCGAUAUGGAUUUAA
Morchella sextelata is the source of this 2460-nucleotide messenger RNA. RefSeq lists its product as uncharacterized. NCBI's taxonomy places the organism in Eukaryota, Fungi, Ascomycota, Pezizomycetes, Pezizales, Morchellaceae. The transcript has 2 exons. The record is from RefSeq and is a predicted model, not a curated record. The coding region runs from base 1 to 2460 and encodes 819 amino acids.